Sceloporus undulatus (fence lizard) is the source of this 807-nucleotide messenger RNA. It is a transcript of the gene ZNF511, whose product is annotated as zinc finger protein 511. The coding region runs from base 1 to 807 and encodes 268 amino acids. The transcript is spliced from 6 exons. The record is from RefSeq and is a predicted model, not a curated record. NCBI's taxonomy places the organism in Eukaryota, Metazoa, Chordata, Lepidosauria, Squamata, Phrynosomatidae.
AUGGCGGCGCCCCGCUUCCGCUUCCGGCCGGCCCGGCUCUCCUUCCCCGCCGGAGACCAGUUCUUCGAGGAGGGCGACGUCCAGCGGCACCUCUACCUCCGCCUCCUGGCCAGCCCUGUGGCCCCGGAGAAGGAAGAGGAAGAGGGGAGCCGCGGUGCGGGUCCUGCACUGCGUUGCCCCUGGGAGGACUGUGGCUCGGGGCCCUUCUCUUCGCUGCCCUCCCUGGAGCACCACUACGCCUCGGCCCACCGGAGCGCCUGCGCCGCCUGCAGAGGACGGUCCUUCCCUUCACAACGCCUCCUCGAACUCCACCUCCGGGAGAAGCAUGACCCCCUCCUCCUGCCACAGACAACGCUGCCUUUCCAUUGCCUGGUGGAGGGCUGCCCAGAGGCCUUCCGGAGCCCCUCCGAACGCAAGGAGCACCUGCUAGAGCCACCCUUUCAAGAACCUUCUGGACUGUCUCUCGGCCUCCAUUUUGGCAGCACUAGCGCAAAGGGAAGACAGGUCCAAUCCACGCACAGCAAAGACAGCGGUGGAAGCAGCAGUGUCAGCGUUGUCCCCAUGGAUGUGGCAGAGGGCCAGGAAGAGGUGCUGCCAGCUGCCACAGAUGCCAUGGAAGUGGGUCCCAGCGGGAGUGCAGAGGAGCAGCAAGACGAGGAGGAGGUGGCCACCUUCCAGCAGGUGCCGCCCAGCGUCUUUGUGGCAUCAGAGAAGUGGGUCUACAGAUCCCGAGUCCCAGCUACCAUUUCUUUUGGGCAAGGAGCCCCCCGGGCCUUUGAAGGCUGGAGGAGGAGGAAGAAGUUCUGA